This is a messenger RNA of Vicia villosa (hairy vetch), 1792 nucleotides long. RefSeq names its product LEAF RUST 10 DISEASE-RESISTANCE LOCUS RECEPTOR-LIKE PROTEIN KINASE-like 2.4. The transcript has 2 exons. The coding region runs from base 24 to 1730 and encodes 568 amino acids. Gene Ontology annotation, molecular function: protein binding; protein kinase activity; ATP binding. The record is from RefSeq and is a predicted model, not a curated record. NCBI's taxonomy places the organism in Eukaryota, Viridiplantae, Streptophyta, Magnoliopsida, Fabales, Fabaceae. Gene Ontology annotation, biological process: protein phosphorylation.
CAUUCUCUUUACAUUAAUUAAGCAUGAAGAUAUUACUAAACCAUCAAACUGUUUUCUUAUCCAUCCUCCUGUUCAUUAUUUCAAUUGCUAUUACUAAUGCAGAAUACCAAGAGGCAGAUUACAUGUCCGAUCUUUUAAAAUCACUCGCUCCAACUCCUUCUACCUGGUCAAAUACGACUCACUACUGCAAAUGGAAAGGCAUCUUUUGCGAAUCCAAUCGAGUUGUGUCCAUUAACCUUCCAUCAAGCUCACUCUCCGGAACGCUCCCUCCCCAUCUCUACGCUCUCACUAAUCUCACUCACAUCGAUCUCCACAACAAUUCACUCACCGGUCCUUUGGCUAACUUUUCUGGUCUAGGCGCCCUCGAAGCCAUAUAUCUCGGCCACAAUAACUUCGACACAAUCCCAAACGGUUGCUUUCAAGCAAUUCCGUCUCUUAAAAUACUUAACCUUAGCAAUAACUUGAAUCUACAACAAUGGACUUUUGGAGGUGAAAAGGAUUGGCUUAAAUAUGUUUGGAUAGCAGGAGCAUCAGUUGGAUUUAUAAUAUUUACUGGAUUGAUUAUUUAUUAUCGUAAGGAGUGUCUUAUUUUAGUACAAAGAUGGAUAUUUAGGGGAACAACAAAAUCUAGUGAUCAUAUUGUGGAGAAUUUUAUGGAAAGUUAUAAAUUGUCAGUGCCGAUAAAACAAUAUAAAUAUGCAGAAGUGAAAAGAAUGACAAACUCAUUCCGAGAUAAAUUAGGUCAAGGAGGAUAUGGUACUGUGUACAAAGCAAGCUUACCUGAUGGUCGUCAAGUGGCUGUGAAAGUAAUAAAAGAGUCCAAGGGAAAUGGAGAAGAAUUCAUAAAUGAAGUUGUCAGCAUUAGUAGAACAUCACACGUCAAUAUUGUCUCGCUUUUGGGUUUUUGUUAUGGAAACAAAAGAGCGCUGAUAUAUGAAUUCAUGUCCAAAGGGUCAUUGGAUAAUUUCAUCCUUAAAAGUGGGUCUUCUGAUUCUAUUUGUAGUUUGGAUUGGAACACAUUGUCCAAAAUUGCAAUGGGCAUUGCUCGUGGAUUAGAAUAUUUGCAUCAAGGAUGUAUUUCAAGGAUAUUACAUCUUGAUAUCAAACCUCAAAAUAUUCUUUUGGAUGAAGAUUUUUGCCCAAAAAUAUCUGAUUUUGGACUAGCUAAAAUAUGUCAAAGAGAUGAUAGUGUUGUGUCUAUACUUGGUGCACGAGGAACUAUAGGAUAUAUAGCACCAGAAGUAUUUAGUCGUACAAAUGGCGGAGUUUCUCACAAAUCAGAUGUAUACAGUUAUGGUAUGUUAAUUUUAGAUAUGAUUGGAAGAAGAAAGAAUUCAGGUGCUAGAGAUUCAUGUACUUCUGAAUAUUUUCCGGAUUGGAUUUAUAAAGAUCUUGAGCAAGAUAAUAACUCUGUGAAUUGUAUAGCAAAUACGGAGGAGGAGAAUGAUAUGGUGAGAAAAAUUACUAUGGUAAGUCUAUGGUGCAUUCAAACAAAACCAUCCGAUAGACCUUCAAUUAGUAAAGUAAUAGAAAUGCUUCAAGCACCACUUCAGUCGGUUCCAUAUCCUCCCAAACCUUUUUUAUAUUCUCCUGAAAUUCCAAUAUUGCAAACUUCAUGCGUGCCUUCAAGCAGUUUGUCAGAGACAAAGUCAUCAACCUUAUCGGGGAAUGGUUCCAUAAAAACAAAUAAGUUCAGCAAAGACAACAAUGAAGAUGUGAUUGUAGUGUAAAAAAAUAAUUUGUUGAUAUUUGAAUACAACUUUGCAUAUACUUUGUUUAAACCUCAAAACAU